AUGAGAUGUUGUUCCCUCACGCGAUGGGAGAGAGGGCUUUGGGACGAAUGUGAUUGGCCAACUGUUGGCUCAUCUCGGCCAGGGCAAGCGGACCGGAGCAGCGGUUGUAGAGCCAGGCCCAGCCAAAACCUCAAUCAGACCUCCGGUCAGGCUUCUCGUCUCUCUCAGCCCACCCAAAUCUUCGCGUCUCCCUCCGUGCCUAUGCGACCCACAGCUCGGCUGGUCGGCCCAAAUCAAUAG
This is a messenger RNA of Protopolystoma xenopodis, 240 nucleotides long. Lineage: Eukaryota; Metazoa; Platyhelminthes; Monogenea; Polystomatidea; Polystomatidae. The record is from the annotation of a GenBank genome assembly.